UUUCUCGCUUGCAUGGAAGGCUCGGCGAUGAAGGAGCAGCAAUGGCACUUACUCUGCACGAUGGAAGCGCAACGGAUAAACGGAUGGAUAGGACCAUGGUGGGAUGAUAUUUCAAUUCUCAAGGGCAUUACAGGCGUUAGCAGGAGCAAGCACAUUGCUCAGUAUAGUUUCAGCGAACUUGAUACCCUUCAAGACGUUCUAUCGGAAUUCCGUGGUCUAUUGGGUCAUGACUCAUCAUGUUAUCCCUGAUCUAUUUCUGCAGCGCCGAUCGUCUUUCAAGCACACUUUCCACAAGACGCGCCGAGGUCUUGUGAAAACCCGUGAACAGACAAGCAAACCAGGGACCUGUAAUGCAGACUAUACUGUACACCUCUAAUCCACUAACAAUAAUAAACUCAGCGCAUCGCUGUCUAAUAAACCCGAUAGUUUCAGGGGAGAA
Molecule: messenger RNA, 439 nt
Organism: Canariomyces notabilis
Lineage: Eukaryota; Fungi; Ascomycota; Sordariomycetes; Sordariales; Chaetomiaceae
Exons: 1
Coding region: 104-376 (90 amino acids)
Source: RefSeq, a predicted model, not a curated record